GGAGCUGCGUCCUGGGGCCGCGGAGCCGGCGUGCUACGAACUGCUCGCUUCUUGUUGCGUCUCCUGAUCUUCCCGCCCGUCUCGCUUUCCUUCUCCGGCGUGACGAUGUUCGUUCCCUGCGGGACGUCAGAGCCCGACUUUACCGGCUUCACCCUGCUGAUGCCAGCGGUAUCCGUAGGGAAUGUUGGCCAGCUUGCAAUAGAUCUGAUUAUUUCUACGCUGAAUAUGUGUAAGGUUGGUUACUUUUACACUGAUUGCCUCGUUCCAAUGGUUGGUAACAAUCCCUAUGCAACUGCAGAAGAAAACUCAACGGAACUCAGUAUAAAUGCUGAAGUAUAUUCAUUGCCUUCAAUGAAUCUGAUGGCUCUCCAACUAAGAUCAAUUUUUAUCAAGUAUAAAUCAAAGCCGUUCUGUGAAAAGCUCAUUUCCUGGGUGAAAAGCAGCAAAUGUGCCAGAGUUAUUGUUCUUUCAAGCAGUCAUUCAUAUCACUGUGAUGACCAGCAGCUUCGUAGCAUUCCAUUCCGAUACCUACUUACACCUGAAAUUGAAAAAAGUGUUGGUGAAACACUACAGCAGCUUCAUUGGAAGGAAAUGGAAAAAAGCAAAUCAUUUCCUGAAAUAGGAGAUUCUGGGUUGUGUAUCCGUAUCCCUGGAGGCGGUAUCACAAAAGCCUUGUACACUGAGAGCUGUUCCAAAGGGAUACAGAUGGCAGUUGUCCUGAAAUUUGUUUCAGAAGGAGAUAAUAUCCCAGAUGCUUUUGACCUUGUUAGAUAUCUUAAUGAUUGGCUUCAAAUAAUUAAACCUCAGGAGUGCAAUGACCCUACAACAUCUAUCUCCCAGUGGAAAGUGCCGAGCUCUUGGAGAUUGCUCUUUGGCAGUGGCCUCCCUCCUGCACUUUUUUGAUUACUUGUCACUGCCCACAGUGGCUCAUAUAAUCUAACAAUACAGUUAUAUGUGUCCCCAAGGUUUUGGGGCCAUACCUAUGAGGAGCUCCUGGUGAGAGGCGUCUUCUUUUUGUGCAGAUUUGUGGCUUCUCUGGGACUUGUAGUCUUAGAAAGUGGCAUGGGGCACUGAGAGACCAAGUUACUUCUACAGCCAGUAAGAGGAAGACAUUGAAGCCAGGUCUUCUUGACUCCAAGGCCAGCCCUCUCUCCAGGAUAGCUCUUGUGUCCUGAAAUACUAAUUACCAAAUACAACCAUCCAGUAAUUUAUAAAAAGAUUUGUAUUAUGUCAAUAUGACAGAAAAUCUCAAAGAAACAGAAUAGUCAUACUGACUUUCAUUAUAUAACAAAUAUAAAUUUUGCAAAAUAAACUUUUUCUUAAGAAAU
Phascolarctos cinereus (koala) is the source of this 1328-nucleotide messenger RNA. It is a transcript of the gene PSMG2, whose product is annotated as proteasome assembly chaperone 2. NCBI's taxonomy places the organism in Eukaryota, Metazoa, Chordata, Mammalia, Diprotodontia, Phascolarctidae. The record is from RefSeq and is a predicted model, not a curated record. Gene Ontology annotation, cellular component: nucleus; cytosol. Gene Ontology annotation, biological process: proteasome assembly.